AUUAAAAGAAAUAGGGAAAUUUUUUAUGAUUUGCAAGAGACAAAAUGUCAGCACAAUUUAUUUGGUUGAAAAUAUAUUCUGUAGUAGAUGUCAUGUUUCAAUAUAAUAUGAUGUCAUUCACUAAUAUGUAAAUUCACUGAGGCAGUUUAUGAUUCAGAGAUUGGAUUUUCCAUAAGUAUCACAUAAAAUAUUUAUAUGUGGGAUAAAAAUAUAUGCAAUAAAUCUUAUAAAUCUAUCAGGAAAAAAAGAACACAGGACUUUAAAAAUAUGGGAAGUAAACAUUACAGGAAUCUGACUAGACAACAUACACCAAAAGAUAAAAGAAUAUUAAAACAUCUCACCUUCAUUAAUAUAAAGGGCAUGAAGGUAAAAACCAAAAAGAUGCAUUUUCAUUCUUAAUUAGAUAUCUAAUUUACUGUAUAAUUUUAAAUAUAUGGUGUCAGAGGAUUAGGAAGUCCAUCAAAACAGAUGGUUUUAUACAUUUUUGCCUUUAUGUUUGAAACCAGAUCCUUUUAUACUUCUUAAACAAAGAUUGUGAUAGCAACUCCAUUUUCUAUCAAUCCCUUCAAUACUGUUUAAAGUAAGGGGAAUCAUGUGCUUCUUUUUUUUUUUUUUUUGAAGUAUAUCUUAAAAUGAUCGGUUACUCUUUUAUGGUAAUUGAACCCAGUGUCUUAUAUAUACUAGAAAUAAACUCUGAAAUUUGUUAUCAGCUAUAAAUAUAUACAUUGAUUACUUAAUAUUUAUAUAACUCUAUUUGUUUAAUGAGUAUUAAUUGUUAUAACCCAAUCCACAGGAAAACGCAUCUUCCUUUUCAAAAUGUAUAGGCCUUAAAGUUUUGACAUGCCAAGUAAUUGUCUCAAACUUAACAAGUUGACAAAUGGACAAAGUUCUGAUUACUAUUAAAAUAUAAAGGCUUAAUUUUUAAAAAAGAUAAUCUACAUUGUAAAAUAUUUAAAUAUUUCCCAAUGAUUUGUGAAAUGUUGAUGUCUGUCUUUUUCAAGGCUUUUUGAGGUUAAAAGGUUUUAUCGAAUAUGUUUUGUUGUAUUGUAUUAUAUUUGUAGCAAUGUUCUAAAUUCUCUGAAAGGUUAUUCAUAUAAUGCAUUAUUUAAAAUAUGCAAAAAUAUACUUUUUUAUUUUAUGUGCUACCUUUCUUUUUUAGAUAUUUUUAUUUUAAUAAUAUUUUUGAAUAAUGUAUUUUGACCAUAUUCUUCCCUUGCAAUUCCUCCUAGAACCUUUCACCUCAGCCAUUGCUCACCUAACCUAAUGUUAUUGCCUUGUGCUUUCCUCUUCUCUUUCUCUCUUUCUCUCUCCCAAAAAACCUGAAAAAUAAAAAUCAAAAUAAAUAAGUAAAUGACUAAUAAAAGAAAACAAUGUCAAAAUAUCAAAAAAAACAAAAAACAAAAAACAAAAAACAAAAAUCACAGAGAUCCUUUCAUGUUGGCUAUCUUCAACUCCUCAUGGGCUGCAGUGGAAUAGAGCUGAUACUGCCAGUGAUACAGGAUUGGGAAAAAGAAAAAGAAAAAAAAAAACGAAACAGAUUUUUCCCAUUGCUAGCAGGAGUCAUAAGGAUAUCUUCUAAAAUGGAUAGAGAGUUGCAAGAUACAUACUGUGUAAUUAUUCAAGCCAAGGACAUGCUUGGUCAGCCUGGAGCCCUAUCUGGAACAACGACCAUAUCAAUUAAGCUGUCAGAUAUUAAUGACAACAAGCCAAUAUUCAAAGAAAGUUUCUACCGCUUCACUAUAUCUGAAUCUGCACCCAGUGGAACAACUAUAGGCAAAAUUAUGGCAUAUGAUGAUGACAUAGGAGAGAAUGCAGAGAUGGAUUAUAGCAUUGAAGAUGACGAGUCACAAAUAUUUGACAUAGUUAUUGACAAUGAGACCCAAGAAGGGAUAGUUAUACUCAAAAAGAAAGUUGAUUUUGAGCAUCAGAACCACUAUGGCAUUAGAGUAAAAGUUAAAAAUUGCCAUGUUGAUGAAGAGCUUGCUCCAGCUCAUGUUAACGCCUCCACAACCUACAUUAAAGUUCAAGUAGAAGAUGAAGAUGAACCUCCCACUUUCCUCUUACCAUAUUACAUAUUUGAAAUUCCUGAAGGAAAGCCCUAUGGAACAAUGGUAGGAACAGUUUCUGCCGUAGACCCAGAUCGAAGACAAUCUCCUAUGCGAUAUUCUCUCAUUGGAAGCAAAAUGUUUGAUAUCAAUGGCAAUGGAACAAUAGUUACCACUAACCUACUUGACAGAGAGGUCAGUGCUUGGUACAACUUGAGUGUCACAGCUACUGAAACUUACAAUGUACAACAGAUCUCUUCAGCUCAUGUUUAUGUCCAAGUUUUAAACAUUAACGACCAUGCUCCUGAGUUCUCUCAAUUGUAUGAGACUUAUGUUUGUGAAAAUGCUGAAUCUGGUGAGAUAAUUCAGACCAUCAGUGCAAUCGAUAGAGAUGAGUCCAUAGAAGAUCAUCAUUUUUACUUUAAUCAUUCUGUGGAAGACACAAACAACUCAAGUUUUAUUCUAACAGACAAUCAAGAUAACACAGCUGUAAUUCUGAGUAAUAGAGCUGGUUUUAGCCUUAAAGAGGAGACUGUUUUCUACAUGAUCAUCUUGAUUGCUGAUAAUGGAAUUCCACCUCUUACAAGCACCAAUACUCUCACUAUACAAGUCUGUGACUGUGGAGACAGUAGAAGCACUGAAACUUGUACUAGUAAGGAACUUCUCUUUAUCAUGGGAUUCAAAGCAGAAGCAAUAAUUGCCAUCGUGAUAUGUGUUAUGGUAAUAUUUGGGUUUAUCUUUUUGAUACUUGCUCUGAAACAGCGAAGAAAGGAGACCCUAUUUCCAGAGAAAACUGAAGAUUUUAGAGAGAAUAUAUUUUGCUAUGAUGAUGAAGGCGGCGGAGAAGAAGACUCAGAAGCCUUUGAUAUCAUAGAGCUGAGACAGAGUACAGUAAUGAGAGAAAGAAAACCACGGAAGAGCAGGAGCGCAGAGAUCAGGAGCCUGUACAGGCAGUCCCUGCAGGUGGGCCCAGACAGCGCCAUAUUUCGAAAAUUUAUCCUAGAGAAGCUUGAAGAAGCAAACACAGAUUCAAGUGCUCCCCCCUUUGACUCACUACAGACUUUUGCCUAUGAGGGGACUGGGUCAUCAGCUGGCUCUCUGAGCUCCUUGGGUUCCAGUGUCACUGAUCAGGAAGAUGACUUUGACUAUCUUAAUGACCUGGGACCUUGUUUUAAAAGAUUAGCAAACAUGUUUGGUUCUGCAGUGCAACCUGACAAUUAAGGUUUUACAAUAUCAGCAUGCAAUAAGUAUUAAGGCAUGUUUACAUGAAAUGAGAGUUUUUUGGGAGAAUCACCUACUCUGGUUUUCUGUCUGGUAGGAGACCUGAUUUGUAAUAUUCUGAUUUUUUCAAACACACUCAUGGCAAUUUCCAGUUCAACAAAGAGAUUGGGAGUAAUGCUACCAAUCAGAGUUAAUAUAUUACUGCAAACAACCAGUUCUGCAACACUGAGAUGGUCAUCUAUAAUUUUUUUUGUGUAAUUCAAUGUAGAUUCUCAACAACUCUGAAGGGUAAAAUGAGAAAUGUUGCAAAGAAAGCUAUCUGUAUAGUUUUCUAUCUAUCUUUUUUUUUUACAAAUUAAGUAUGAAACCUCUCUGUCUACUAAGUUCUUGAUAUUGUGCAGAGAUCAAUUAUAACAACCGGAAGAAUUCUGGAUGGUUUCAUAAAGCCAUACAAAUAUUUUCUUUACAUGAAUAAGCAGUUUUCUGAUUGAGAUCCGAUGGAUUAUUUUAUUAGAAACUUUUGAAAUGUUUGCAGAGAUUAGUCUUUAAUACUCCAAAAUUGGCUCUAUUUAAUAUCUGAAUUAAUCAGAGUUACAUAGUAACUUGUGUUGUUUGAUUAUUCUGAGUUUGCACAAAGAAGGAAAGCAAGAGAUAUGCUUAGGGUUUUUUAUACAUUAAAUUUUGUUCAGCAACACUAAAUUGCUAUCCUUUUCACGUAAAAUUACAAUAACCAAAUACAUGUCAACAUUUACCUGUGAUUAAAUUAUCACUAGUGAACUGAUAGAAAGUACAGCGAAUUUUAAGUACAUUUUGCUUCCUACUAAAAUCAAGAUAGCUAAAUAACAGCACUACUGAAUUCAGAUUAGAAUUAUUAUUUAUCUGAAAUAUUAGAAUCACCUGCAGUCUACCACUAUUCACACUGUGAUGGUUUGCAUAUUCUUGGCCCAGGGAUUGGCACUAUUAGAAAGUGUGCCUUGGGCUGGAGAGAUGGCUCAGUGGUUAAGAGCCCCGACUGCUCUUCCAGAGGUCCUGAUUUCAAGUCCCAGCAACCACAUGGUGGCUCACAACCAUCUGUAAAGAGAUCUGAUGCCUUCUUCUGGUGUGUCUGAAGACAGCUACAGUGUACUUAUAUAAAAUAAAUGAAUUUUAAAAAAAAAGAAAGUGUGCCUUGUAAGGGUGUGCCACUGUAGAGGUGAGCUUGCAGACUCUUCUCCUCACUGCCUGAAGAUGCCCAGUCUGCUCCUGACUUCCUUUGGGUGAGGAUGUAGACUUAGCUCCUCCUGCACCAUGCCUGCCUGGAUGCUGCCAUUCUACUGCCUUGAUGAUAAUGGACUCAACCUCUGAACCUGUAAGCCAGACCCAAAUAAUUGCUGUCCUUCAUAAAACUUACAUUGUUCAUAGUGUCUGUUCAUAGCAAUAAGACCCUUAGACACACACAAAUAAAACCAUGGUGCCUGUCUCUUCAUUUCUUUAUUGUUAGGAGCUUAGCAUGUGGCUGAUCACCAAGUAUCAUUUUAAAAUUAUUGAAUUAGAUAUAAGAAGCAGUGGAAACUUCUCAUUAUAGCACUAUGGAGGAGCCAACCUGUCAGUCAUAAAACUUCAGGGUAAAUUAGAAUACAUGGUAAUUGGUAAUAAACACAGCAUUUUAAGCUGACUGUCAAAGAAUGUUUCUUAUUAUAUUCAAAUCAAGAUGGAGUUCAAAUUUGUUAUUUCAAUUGAAAAUAAUGUAUUGAGUACAAUGCUUAUAAAAUGUAAAUUGUGGCCAUUUUUAUACUUUAUGCCUUUGAACUAAACUACAUAUAUAUAUGAAAUAUUUCAAGUAAUUUUGUAUGUAAUAGGGCAGUUGAAAAGCUAUAUUUUCUUUGUAGUCUGAAAUAUAUACACCUAUGUAACAUAAUAAAGAGAAAGAAUACCAAUUUGAAA
Molecule: messenger RNA, 5189 nt
Organism: Rattus norvegicus (Norway rat)
Lineage: Eukaryota; Metazoa; Chordata; Mammalia; Rodentia; Muridae
Source: RefSeq, a predicted model, not a curated record